Messenger RNA from Mobula hypostoma (lesser devil ray), 3672 nucleotides. Its product is annotated as succinate--CoA ligase [ADP-forming] subunit beta, mitochondrial-like. Gene Ontology annotation, biological process: tricarboxylic acid cycle; succinyl-CoA metabolic process. Gene Ontology annotation, molecular function: ATP binding; metal ion binding; succinate-CoA ligase (ADP-forming) activity. The transcript has 11 exons. The record is from RefSeq and is a predicted model, not a curated record. Gene Ontology annotation, cellular component: succinate-CoA ligase complex; mitochondrion. Lineage: Eukaryota; Metazoa; Chordata; Chondrichthyes; Myliobatiformes; Myliobatidae. The coding region runs from base 76 to 1443 and encodes 455 amino acids.
GCACUGCAAACCGAGCGUCACCCGGAUUACCCAGCAGCCGGCAGCGCAGGCGCAGUACGUCCGAUUCGGAUUACCAUGGCGGCCUGCGUCCUCUCCCGGCUCUGGCUCGGGUCAAAUGGAAGAUCCGUGGCUUGUCGCUUCUCCAGGAUUUUUGGUGGGCCCCUAAAUCUGGUUGGAAAUGACGCUCAGCAACAAGACAAAAGAAAUCUUUCCCUUCAUGAGUACCUCAGCAUGGACUUACUGAAAGAUGCAGGCAUCAGGAUCCCUAAAGGACAAGUUGCCAGCUCGGCUGAUGAGGCCUUCAAGGCUGCCAAAGCAAUAGGGUCAAAAGAUGUGGUGGUGAAAGCUCAGGUGCUUGCUGGUGGUCGUGGGAAAGGAGAAUUUGAAGGUGGUCUGAAGGGAGGAGUGAAAAUCGUGUACUCCCCAGAAGAAGUCCGAGAUAUUGCUUCAAAGAUGAUUGGAAGAAAACUAAUCACUAAACAAACUGGAGAGAAGGGAAGGAUAUGCAACAAGGUGUUUAUCUGUGAACGCAGGUAUCCAAGAAGAGAGUACUAUUUUGCUAUCACAAUGGACAGAUCUUUUCAGGGGCCAGUUCUCAUUGGUAGCAGUCACGGAGGAGUGAACAUUGAAGAUGUGGCAGCUGAGACACCAGAUGCUAUUAUCAAAGAACCAGUGGAUAUUAUGGAGGGCAUCAAAGGAGAGCAGGCUGCCAAGGUUGCUCAGCAAAUGGAUUUCCCAGCUGCGCUAAUAGACGAUGCUGCUGACAUUAUUGUACGUUUGUAUGAACUGUUUUUGAAAUAUGAUGCUACUUUAAUUGAAAUAAACCCAAUGGUGGAAGACUCAUCGGGCAUGGUCAUGUGCAUGGAUGCAAAAAUUACUUUUGAUUCUAAUGCUGCAUAUCGCCAAAAACAAAUCUUUGAGUUGCAAGACUGGAGCCAAGAAGAUGAAAGAGAUCAGGAAGCAGCGAAGGCGGACCUGAACUACAUUGGUCUAGAUGGCAACAUUGGCUGCUUGGUGAAUGGUGCAGGACUGGCUAUGGCAACAAUGGAUAUUAUAAAACUUCAUGGUGGUACUCCAGCUAACUUUCUAGAUGUGGGAGGUGGAGCAACUGCCCAGCAAGUUACACAAGCCUUUAAGCUAAUUACUUCAGACAAAAAGGUUCAGGCAAUUCUGGUGAAUAUAUUUGGUGGAAUUAUGCGUUGUGACGUAAUUGCUCAAGGAAUCAUUACUGCUGUUUCAGAUUUGCACUUAAAAAUUCCCAUCGUUGUUCGAUUGCAAGGUACACGUGUUGAUGAUGCAAAAGCAUUAAUAGCGGCAAGCAGCCUGAAAAUUCUUGCCUGUGAUGAUCUGGAUGAUGCAGCGCGAAUGGUUGUCAAACUUUCAGAAAUUGUUUCACUGGCGAAAGAAGCACAAGUCAAUGUGAAUUUCCAGCUCCCAAUCUAAUCACAAUACUCCAGCCUCGAAAGUGGAUGCUUUAAGGGGACAGUUGUUAAACAGCUAUUUAUUUUUCAUAUGCUUAUGUUUUUUGAAAUGUUUGCUUAAUAAAAUGAAUGUGGUUAGCAACCUGGAGUUAUUUAUUUGCUUGAAGGGGAAAGAAAGGUAUGUUUAGAAGAAGCAACACUGAUUACUGCCUUUUCCAGGCUAUAUUAACUUAUGAAAAUCUGUCAUGCCAGUUCAUUAACAUUGGAUGCUUCAGAGCAAUGUACUCCACAUGAAACAUCUUAACUUGCUUAGCACAAAGGCUGUUUUUCUUUGGUGCACAUGGUCAUAGUGCAGUUUGUCAAUUGGCUUUUUCCAAUGAAAUGUGUAAAAUUUUAACAUCUACAUUAAAAUAAUGAAUGUCAUGUAAAUGUUGAGUGGUUUUGUUAAAUUGUUAACAAACAGUAAUUUCUGUCUUUUAAUUCCUUCAUCUAUUGGUCAUGCAAGAGUCAAAGUACAAUAGUGCAAUUAUUCGACCAGCAAAAUAGAGAUCUACUUUCAGCAAUCCCUGUGAUCUACAUUCAAAUCUCUCUGUGGCAGCUGUGGAAUUUAAUUUUAAUUAAUAAUCAGAAAUACAUGAAAAAAACUGUUGCCCUUAUCUGAUGGGGCCAUUAAGUGACUCAAAUCUCAUACAAGAACCUAGCAAACCCCUUAGUUCAAGGGCACAUAGGAAUAGGGAGUAAAUUCUGGCCUUACCGGUAACGCUAGUGUCCUGAAAAAUGAAUUUUGAAGAUAUCCUCCACUAAGCAUAAGAUUUGCAUGUACAGAAGCGGUAAUUAUGCUAUUUUCUGUGCUUUUUAGAUUGUUUUUUGUUCUUCCAUCGAAGAUAGGAAAUGAGUCAUUUUUAUGGCUUGUUUACUGCUUUGUACUGGGUAACUAUGUUCUGUCAGCUUGCACAGUUAAUUAUAUCAGCAAUUUUUAUAAUUUUGUAAAUUUUAUCUAUAAAUAAUUCUAGUACCUUCAAUGAUACAGAACAAAUGUUAUGUUGACUUAGUAAGUUUAUUACACGAAUGUGUACAUUGCAUGUGAUUUAGUUUCUCUGUUUAAAAAUGCUCUUCAUUAUGCCACUCCUGUUUAUUUUAGACAAAUAAAACACUGGCCAAAGAAUUCCCACUUAGCAGAGAUAUGAUUCCAGUGAAAUAUGAAAGACUGAGUAUGCAAGAAUUUUGAGCAAUUUUAAGACUGCAAUCCAUUGAUUUCUGUUUGGUAAGGUAUCAGAUGAUAUGGAGCAAUGGCCAUGUGGCUCACUUUGAGUCCAUUGUAUUAUCAAACUUUAUGGAAAAUUCAAAUAAAGACAACAUGAGCAAUAUAAAGCUUAGUGCCACAUGGUGUAAUUAUGAGUGUAAUUACAGCUCCCUAUGCUGCUGCAAAGAAGUCCUAAAUGAUUUUUUUUAAAAACCUGCAAAUGCUGGAAAUUGAGAAAAAAAUUAUAGAAAAUGUUGAGAAGGGCUAAGGUUAGGCGGAAUUUGCAGAAAUAGAGAAAAAUUAACAUUUCAGGUCAAACAUCCUCAGAGCUGGAGAACAGUGAAAACAAGAUAGUUUUAAGUACAACACUGGUCUGACCCUCUCUGCACCUUAAGACUAACUUGUUUUCUCUCUUCCUCUCUCUAAUGAAGUGUCUUCAUCCUGAAAGACUAAUUCUGUCCCUCUUUCCUCAGAUAAUGAAUGUUAAUUGCAUUUUUUAAAUUUCAAAAUUUUAAAUUAUUAUAAAUUUUCCUUUCUGGGUAGAGCAUUUUCACUAUGCAGACUUUUCAAGGCUUUACUGUUUUGAUGUCUGUUCAGAUUCUCACUGAAUUGUGUCUGUCUGAUUUAAUGAAAACUAUGGAUUUGUGAUAGUGUAUGUGAAAAAUGAAAAUGACAGCUCAGAAUGAAACAUAAAUAUCAUCUGAACUUUAAUUUAUUUUUAAGUUCAACCGGGGUCUGUAUCUGCGAUGAUAUUAAUAGAGUUUUUAUUGAAACUGCAACAAUUUUAAUGAAAAUAAUUAGAAAAAAUGGUCAUUCUGUUCAUUUAGUACAGAAAACAAUGAAUUCUAAAGAUUGCUUAACUUAGUCAAGGUUGCCAUUUAUUUUUAACAGUUGUUUUCCCUAUUGAAUGUUCAGUAACCUAUGUUUAUUAAAUUUGAAUGCACUAAUUGUGUGAGAUGAAGGUAUGCUGAUCUAACACAAAUCUGAAUGUUGUUUUUAUUUGAUCAU